UGUAUUUUAAAGUAAAUGGACCUCAGCAAGUUUACCUCGGAGGGAAAACCCUGUAUGUGUACAGAGGGCGGCAGAGGGUGGACAUACAAACGGCAGGAUUUCCCCAAAGCAAGAGCAUCUCCAAGACCCCGGCUUCUAGGAAACACAGAGCUGGGGUGCACGCGGUCGAUCCUUCCCUCAUGCGGAGCAGCAAGAACAGAAAAUGCAGAGAUCCCUGGAGACGCAAGGCAGAGACCAGCGACCCCUGCAGCAGCCCAGGAAGAGACAGAACUCGCAGGCCCCCACCUUGAGUUGCUCAGUCCCACCCAGCUCCAUUCCCUCCCCAGCCCAGGACAGGUGGGGAGGUGUGACCGCUGGGAAGCGGCAGGCCUUCCAGGCAAACGCUCGGCACUGGCAGGGCUCCUGCACGGGGCGUCGGCGAUGUUCGUGGUGAGAGACGGCAGUGGGGCAGCGUGUAUAAUGGCCAACUUCUCUGCUGCCUUCUGGACCAGCUACGACACCAAGAGUGGGCCGCAGAACAUCACCUUCUCUCUGCCAUCCAGCGCAAAAGUCCUGAACAGCAGCUCGUGUGGGCACGAGAACACUUCCGACCCCAGUCUCGGGGUUGCUUUUGGGCCAGGACACACCCUGGUCCUCAAUUUCACAAGGAACACAACGCACUACGGCGUCCGGCUGAUGAGGCUUACAUACAACUUGUCGGACGCUCACAUCUUCCCCAACGCAAGCGCUGUCGGUACCCGGACCGCGGAGUCCGUCCCCGACAUCGGGGCAGACAUAGACAAGAAGUACCGCUGUGUCAGUGGCAUGCAGGUGCACACGGGCAACGUGACGGUCGUGCUGCGUGACGCCACCAUCCAGGCCUACCUCUCGGGCGGCAGCUUCAGCAAGGGAGAGUCACGGUGUGCUCAAGAUGGGCCAGGCCCAACUACUGCGCCGCCCAGCCCCUCACCCUCACCCACGCCCGAGAGCCCCCCCGUGGACAAGUACAGCGUGAACGGCACCAACGGCACCUGUCUGCUGGCCACCAUGGGGCUGCAGCUGAACGUCACCUACAUGCGGAAGGACAGCACGCUGGUGACAAAGGUGCUCAACAUCAACCCAAACAAGACGUCGGCCGGCGGCAGCUGCACUCCCCAGCUGGUGACCCUGGAGCUGCACAGCGAGGACGUGGACCUGCUGCUCUUCCAGUUUGGCAUGAAUGCGAGUUCUAGCCGGUUUUUCCUGCAAGGAGUCCAGCUGAACAUGACUCUCCGCGACGCCAAAGAGCCCGCCUUCAGAGCCGCCAACAGCUCGCUGCGAGCCCUGCAGGCCUCGCUGGGCAACUCGUACAGGUGCAGCGCCGAGGAGCGCCUGCCGGUCACAGAAGCCUUCUCCGUCAACGUCUUCAAGGUGUGGGUCCAGGCCUUCAGGGUGGAAGGAGACAAGUUCGGAUCUGUGGAGGAGUGUCUGCUGGACGAGAACGACAUGCUGAUCCCCAUCGCUGUGGGCGGCGCCCUGGCAGGGCUGGUGCUCGUGGUGCUCAUCGCCUACCUCAUCGGCAGGGAGGGGGGUGCAGGCAGCAGGGGCGUGGUGGGGGACAUCUACAAGGAGGGGUGCAUCCCACCUUAG
Messenger RNA from Tupaia belangeri chinensis (Chinese tree shrew), 1608 nucleotides. It is a transcript of the gene LAMP1, whose product is annotated as lysosome associated membrane protein 1. The record is from RefSeq and is a predicted model, not a curated record. Bases 16 to 1608 code for a protein of 530 amino acids. Gene Ontology annotation, biological process: establishment of protein localization to organelle. Lineage: Eukaryota; Metazoa; Chordata; Mammalia; Scandentia; Tupaiidae. Gene Ontology annotation, cellular component: plasma membrane; lysosomal membrane; late endosome membrane. The transcript has 11 exons.